AUGCAAAAAAAAUUUAACUAAUUUGGUAUUGAGAGUAAGGAUAGUACAAUGAAUCUUUUUAGAGUUAGACCUUAAUACCUAACUCAUGUGUCUCCAGUUGCUGUUGAAGCAGCUCAUCAAAAUUUCUUUAGUGGAUCAAAGGAACUUUUGGAUAAAAUACCAGAUCAUGAAAAGGGACCAAGAUAAGAUUUAAAAGGGAAUAUCGUUAAAUACACUGUUGUUGGGAGUGUGUAAUAAUUCUUGGCUGAGAAAUCAAGAAGCUAAUAGCAAAAUAGAAAACCUGUCUAAAUACGAAUUACUGCAAAUUCAUAAGCUACUCCUUCUACCCAAUAACAAAAUGAUCAAACAGAACGAGUAAUUUUCAGCUCCAAAGGUAUUUGUUCUUACAUACUUAGCCAUAGAAUAAUCGAGUAAGGAUAUUUAAUAAAAGAAAACAAAAGUUAAAACUAGAGACUUUUAAGAAGUAAUCUUGAAUGAGGAUCAAGUUUAAGACCACAUUUAUUAAAUAUAACAGAGGAUUGAGAAGAAUAAGAUGGAGGUAUAUAUAAUUUAAUAUAUAACAAUAAAGAAUGAAAAAAAAACUAGAGAAUUGCAAAGUAGAAUGUCAAAAGGAGAAUCUUUAAAAAUGAGCAAAUGUGAAAGAGUGAUUGAAACAUUUGAUUAGGUUUAAUAGGACUGGGACUUGACAAAAAUAAAAAUAGAAUCAAAAGUAUAAAGAUUACCAGGUCAAUCUCUUCUGGAUCGAAUUGAAUAGCAUAGGAUGAAGGAAGAAAUGAAAAGAAUACUUGAUGCUUUGAAACCAAUUGAAGAAAAAUAGGGCAAUGAAUUUUGGGUAUUUUAAUUAAUAAAAAUGAAUAGCGUCUCGGAUUAAGAAAGAAAGACUCGAAUAUAAAACCAAAGACCUUUGUGGAAUUAUUUGAAAAAAAUUAUUAGAUCUAUGGCAAUCCUAAAUCUCCAUAAAUAGAAAUUGUUAGAAGAUCUUCUUUAAGUUAACUUGAUUUUAAGCCAUUUAGCACUUUCACCUCUCAAUCUGCUCUAAAUAAAAAGCUUUCUGAAAAUUCUGAUCUUAUUAUGAAAUUAAUACCAACCGUUCCUGACGAUAUUGGAAAUCUCGAAGUUGUUGGCAAAAAUGUACUUGAAUAAGAGAUUGUUUAAUUACGAUCUCAAUCUCAUAAAAAUUCGUUCCCGUAUGUAAGGUUUAGCAGCAAUUCUAAUUACGAGAAAUACAUCAUGAAAGUUCCAACAAAACCAGAAACAUAAUAAGAUGAAGAAAUUAUUGAGGAAAAUUAUGAUAGAAAGCGUCUAAUGUCUUAAGGAAAGCUCUCUGAAGUCAAGGGGUAUUUCUGA
Paramecium octaurelia is the source of this 1347-nucleotide messenger RNA. The record is from the annotation of a GenBank genome assembly. NCBI's taxonomy places the organism in Eukaryota, Ciliophora, Oligohymenophorea, Peniculida, Parameciidae.